AUGCUCGAAGAGAAGUCAAAGGUAAAAGCUCCACCAAAAUGCAGUCAGCCCAUCGGUGACAACGCGGGGAAGGCAGAGAUUGCUGAGAGCCGACGUGGCCGACUACGGGUACGCUUCAACGUGAAGGCGAUACGAUAAUGGGCGCGCCGUAAUAGUCGAUCGAGCUGCUCUUUCCUUCGGACCAGGGUCAUUCGAUCGAUCGAUGAUCAAGCGACAUUGAAUCACCGUGAUCAAAAUCAAAUAUGUACCAGGUUUAAAAGUUGUAUUGCGGGCAUCGCAGAAUUGGCUUACAUGUACCGGUAUAAUAAUGCUGCGCUCGUUGGACAGGCUGUCCAGAACAGUACGAGAGCCUCUUGGAGAGGUGUAAGAGCUCCAGUACUGAACCUCUUCAUGUCGUGCAGCGAAUUGUCCUCGUCGUAAAUAUAACCCAGAUAGCUGAAACAAUAAUACCAUCACUGCAUGUAGUCUCGAACGAACAGCCUAAUUGAAGUAGCCAAUAAAGUAUUAAUAAUUGACACAAGGAAUUGAAGAGCUCC
Molecule: messenger RNA, 536 nt
Organism: Phytophthora infestans T30-4
Lineage: Eukaryota; Oomycota; Peronosporomycetes; Peronosporales; Peronosporaceae
Exons: 2
Coding region: 1-138 (45 amino acids)
Source: RefSeq, a predicted model, not a curated record